This is a messenger RNA of Penicillium antarcticum, 1938 nucleotides long. Its product is annotated as glycoside hydrolase family 154 protein. The transcript is spliced from 3 exons. The record is from RefSeq and is a predicted model, not a curated record. Bases 1 to 1938 code for a protein of 645 amino acids. Lineage: Eukaryota; Fungi; Ascomycota; Eurotiomycetes; Eurotiales; Aspergillaceae.
AUGUCAGUCCACGCCAACGGCCACACCCCACCCCAACCCUUCACAAAAAACCCCUUCAAAACAAAAACAGACCUCCGAUCCGCCUGCCACGCAAUCCUAAACCCCCUCCUCCCCCUCUUCACCCCAGGCAAAAGUCGCAUAAAAAUAGGAACAUCAACAACCCGCUUCGACGAAGGCGGCGCCCAGAUAGAGGGGUAUGCGCGCCCACUCUGGGGUUUGGCGUCGCUACUCGCAGGCGGACAUGAAUCCGAAUACCCCGAGGCAGAGCGCUGGCGCCAGGGUCUGAUUAACGGGACGGACCCUGAGAGUCCAGAGUUCUGGGGGAAGAUUGAGGAUUUGGAUCAGCGGAUGGUUGAGAUGUGUCCUAUUGGGUUUGCGCUUGCUGUUGCGCCUGAUACCUUUUGGGGGCCUUUGACUGAGGGGCAGAGGGGAAAUGUUGGGGCUUGGCUGGCUAGUAUUAAUGCCCGGGAGAUGCCGAAUACUAACUGGUUGUGGUUUCGAGUCUUUGCAAAUUUAGGAUUGAGGAAGAAUGGAGCUGAAUAUUCUCUUUCCCGGAUCGAAGCUGAUAUGGAUCAUCUUGAUUCAUUCCAUGUUGGUGGGGGAUGGAGUAAUGAUGGACCUAAGAGUCAUCACCAGAUGGAUUAUUACUCAGGUUCAUUUGCCAUUCAGUUCUUGCAACUUCUUUACUCGAAGUUGGCUGGAGAUUUUGAUCUGGAGCGUGCUGAACGCUAUCGUCAGCGGGCGAAGGAGUUUGCGAAGGAUUUCGUGUACUACUUUGAUCCUGAUGGUAGCUCUAUCCCCUUUGGCCGCUCAAUGACAUACCGUUUCGCCAUGGUCGGGUUUUGGGGAGCGCUAGGUUUCGCAGACGUCGAGCUCCCAGCACCAUUAACCUGGGGUGUCGUGAGAGGAAUCCUCCUCCGUCAUUUCCGAUGGUGGUCGACACAGGAAGACAUGUUCAACAAUGACGGCACACUCAGCCUCGGAUACUCAUACGCCAACAUGUAUCUGACAGAGAACUACAACUCUCCGGGAUCGCCAUACUGGUGUUGUCUGUCAUUCAUCCCACUGGCAUUACCAGAGACACACCCGUUUUGGUCCGCGAAAGAAGAGCCAUAUCCCCGCUCCUCUCUUCCAGAAGUGGUAGCCCUCAAAUACCCCAAACACAUCGCGAUCCGCCGUGGCGGACACUCGUUUCUGCUUUCGUCUGGCCAGGCAUGCCACUACCCUCUCAAAGCAACGCAGGCCAAGUAUGGCAAGUUCGCAUACAGUUCUGCAUUUGGAUACUCUGUUCCAACGGGGGGCUAUCAGCUCGAGCAGCACGCGCCGGAUAGUAUGCUCGCCCUAUCCGAUGACAGCGGCGAUAUUUGGCAGACGAGAAGGCUAGCGCUGGAUGCACGAUUCGAGGAACCUGAAGGGAAUAGCAUCCCAAUCCUGGUAUCUAGCUGGAAACCAUGGCCAGACGUCGAGGUUGAAACGAUUCUCAUUCCGCCGACAGCAGAAAAUGAGAAUUGGCAUCUGCGCGCUCAUCGCGUGCGCACUGGUCGCGCAUUGCAGACUUCCGAGGGUGCAUUUGCUAUUUAUGGAUGUCGUAGUGACAACGGACGGAUUCUGGGCUCUAUGAUUGAAGGUGAAUCCGAGGGGACGAUGCAUGAGGACCGGAGCAGCCUGGUGGUUUCAUCGGCAGGGGCUGUCGGCAUUGUUGAGCUACACUCGGACAUUGGACGUGCUGGUCGGAUUGUGCUGGCAGAUCCAAAUUCGAAUAUUAUCCAUGGGCGCACACUUUUGCCGUCGCUUACGGUGGACAUGGUGCCUGGCCAGGCCUGUUGGUUCGUGUCGGCAAUCUGUGCUGUACCCGAUCAUGGGCGGGAUUGGAAGGCGGCCUGGGAGCAAAAGCCGAUUAUCCCUGGGUGGCUGAGGAAGCGGAUGGAGAGUGGGUGA